UCUCAAUCUCCCAUGGAAUGAAGAAGAGUCAGUCGACGAGGGAGCUGCUGCUUGUGGAUUAAUCAAAGUCGGAAUGAUAUACACUGAUCUUAUGGCUGAGGUCAAAGAAAACGCCUCCGGAAAAUUCUUGAGUAAAUUUGUGACAUGUAUCGUAACGGAAAACGAGAAUGGCGAGGUUGAUGUGCAUGAAUAUCAGGUUUCUAGUACUUGUAAGGCGAUAGUAGCUGCCGACAUUAUGUUCCUGAA
Molecule: messenger RNA, 246 nt
Organism: Ambispora gerdemannii
Lineage: Eukaryota; Fungi; Glomeromycota; Glomeromycetes; Archaeosporales; Ambisporaceae
Source: the annotation of a GenBank genome assembly